AUAGUAUAUAUACUUAUUGAUAUUAAGAAAGCAGACAAAGAGAUUGGAUAUACCUUGUAAUGGAUCCAUGGAUGAAUCUUACAGUGACUGGUAACAGUAGUCACAAUUAUUUUAUGAUAAAAAUUAAGAAUGGAAGAUUAUUACCAUAUUCACUCUAUCCAUCGAAUCUGUCAUAUUUAAUUAGUUAUUAAUGUUUGAGUAAGUAAGUGCUAAAAUACUGUGCAGUAUUGGUUUUGAACUUCAAGGAACAUUUAUUAAGUGAAAGUAUGUUUAGUCCUAUACCAAUAAAGUACGAAUAUGUAGGAGGAGAAGAUGUCAGUAGAAAUGGUAGGAUUGAUACUUCAGAUAAUUCUAAAUAUCCUUUGUUUAUCAAUCAAGAUCCUGAGUGUAGAUAUCGUCAGUUACCACAAUUUUGGGAUUAUGCACAAUCAUCUGUAAAUCUUCCUCAAAAAGAUGAAACUUACAACUGUCAGGAUCUGCUUCAAGUACAAGAAACUGGUUCUUUAACAUAUGUGAAAGAUUACUUCCAUCAUGGCAUAUUAUUUCAACUUAACCAACAUCAAGAGGAAGCUGCUACACAAACUCAAUUUUCUGAUCAGAGCCAACAGAAUUUAUCAGAUGAAACACAAUCAACACAAGGACUACAAUAUUCGCAACAGUCUAAAAGUGUUAAUCAAACUACAACAACUGUACAACCAAUUCCAUCUAUGAAACAUAAUCGUCCAGGAAGACCUCCAAAGAGUUCUUCUGAAACUACAGUGACAAAGAAAUUAAAGUGUCAGUGUGAAAUUUGUUUCAAAGAAUUUGGACACAAGAGUAAUUUAUUUAUUCAUAUGAGAACUCAUAAUGGGGAAAGACCUUAUAAAUGUAAUCAGUGUGAAAAAUGCUUUACACAUAGUGGAAAUUUAGCGAUACAUAUGAGGACUCAUUCAGGCGAAAGACCAUAUGGUUGUCAAAUAUGUGGUAAAAUGUUUAGUCACAGUGGAAAUUUAUCUACACACUUGCGUACUCAUUCAGGGGUAAAACCCUACAAAUGUUCUGUAUGUGGUAAAGAAUUCAGACAUAGUGGGAAUUUAUCAAUACAUGAAAGAAUACAUUCUGGAAUUAAACCAUUUCAAUGUAAAGUCUGUGGCAAAGAUUUUUAUCAUAGUGGAAACUUAACAACUCAUAUGAAAAAACAUACAGUAAACAUAAAUACGAAUGUGGAAAUUUGUGACAAUGGUACAAAGCAAAUGCAAAAUACAAAAGAUCAUGAUGAUGUUCCUCAUUCAAAUUCACUAAAUAAUGUAACACUGACUUCACAGAUAAGUGAUAUUGAAAUAAUACACCAUACAGUUAAUGUGGUUCCUGUAAAAAAUGAAUGUAUUGAUGAGCCUAGAUCAGAUAAUACUUUAAUAUCAAAACCAACGACUACAUAAAUUCUUAAAGAAAAAAGAAAACUAUAUUAUGUAUAAAAUUGAAAUUUUAAUAAUAUUAUAUCUAUAUAUAAGAAUUCUCUUUCAGUGUGUGUAUGUGUGUGUGUGUGUGUGUGUGCGUGCGUGCGUGCGUGCGUGCGUGCGUGCGUGCGUGCGUGCGCGCGUAUGUGUGUAUUAUAUAUAUAUGAUUUAUAUAACAGAAAGCUCAAUAUGAGAUGUAUCUAAAAAGGAAUGAGACUGGUUCUGUAAAAAUGUUUAUAUGUCAUUUAAUUAAAAAUGUACAUUAUCUCCUUCAAAAUAGUUCCCUUGAAAAGUUAUACAAUGCCAGAGGCAUUGCUUCCAUUCCUGAAAAUAGUGCUGAAACACUUCUACUAAACUGCUUUCAAUUAGUCAGUUAUAACCUUUUGAAUGUUGUCCACAGUUCCAAAGUGAUAUCCCUUGGGAUGGCUUUUGAUUUUCUUGAAAAAAAAAAAAGUCACGAACUCAAAUCAGAAGAGUAUGGAGGUUGUGGAACCACAGAAAUAUCUUUGUUGGGCAAAAACUCAUUUAUAGCAGAGAUGUUUUGGAACCAAUUUGGCACAAAUCUUUUGCAUGCACAAAUUCUAAAUCAAAAAGUCAACAAUUCAAUAAUUUAAAUUUAAAUUUAACUCGUCAUCAAUCAUUCUAACUGUCAAACGAUGAUCAGAUCUUUGAGAGCUUUUACUUUUGCAACAUUUCUCUUAAUUUUUGAAGUCCAAGGUUUUCCAGAACGAGUUUCAUCUUUUACAGUUUCGAGACUAUCUAAAACUGCUUUGUGCUACCUAAAACUUGUGCCUUGAAUAAAGCUUCAUUUUUGUAAGCUAAUUUCAAUUUAUUUUAUAAACGUUUCUGUUGUAUUGUUUAACACAAAAUUAAUCGAUUUCUACGAAAUCAUUCGUGUUAGCUAAAUCAAGUUGAAACUGAUACAGAAAGAAGACAUACAUCUCACAAUAAUGUUUCAAUAUUUAUAGUGUUGCCAAUUCCGAAGAACCGAGAUCAGUCUCAUUAUUUUUUAGACACACCUUGUAUAUAUGAUUUUAACACAAAGAUCUUUUAUAUUAUUAUAAAAAUACAUUUUUAUAAAUAUUUGAAA
Vespa crabro (European hornet) is the source of this 2526-nucleotide messenger RNA. Its product is annotated as zinc finger protein 37 homolog. Gene Ontology annotation, molecular function: DNA-binding transcription factor activity, RNA polymerase II-specific; RNA polymerase II cis-regulatory region sequence-specific DNA binding. The transcript has 3 exons. The record is from RefSeq and is a predicted model, not a curated record. Gene Ontology annotation, biological process: regulation of transcription by RNA polymerase II. Bases 267 to 1418 code for a protein of 383 amino acids. Lineage: Eukaryota; Metazoa; Arthropoda; Insecta; Hymenoptera; Vespidae. Gene Ontology annotation, cellular component: nucleus.